Acanthopagrus latus (yellowfin seabream) is the source of this 5838-nucleotide messenger RNA. It is a transcript of the gene mecp2, whose product is annotated as methyl CpG binding protein 2. The transcript is spliced from 6 exons. The record is from RefSeq and is a predicted model, not a curated record. Gene Ontology annotation, molecular function: chromatin binding; methyl-CpG binding; double-stranded methylated DNA binding. Gene Ontology annotation, cellular component: heterochromatin; nucleus. The coding region runs from base 125 to 3199 and encodes 1024 amino acids. Gene Ontology annotation, biological process: negative regulation of transcription by RNA polymerase II. NCBI's taxonomy places the organism in Eukaryota, Metazoa, Chordata, Actinopteri, Spariformes, Sparidae.
GAUCUCGCGGUGUUUGUUCACUGACGGCGCUUGAAAAUGGAGUCGGAGGGGGCGGGGUACAGCAGGACGGAGCAGAGAUGUUUGGAGGCUUUUUUUUAAUAUAAAAUUAUUUAUUUAAAUAAAAAUGGCCGCCGUGGAGAGCGGAGAGGAGAGACUGGAGGAGGGUCAAGAGGGGGAGGAGGGACCUGUCGCCCCCCAGCCCACAGCCAGAGAGAGAGACAGGUCCCACAGCAAGACAAAGAAAACUCGCCGGGAGCGUCGCCAUGCUGACCGGGGUGCAGACACCGCAGCAUCAACCACGUCCCCAACAGCUGCGCUGCAGUCACAGAUGGGGGCGGAGCCACAAACACAGGCGUUGGAGCCAGUGGCGGGCCCAUCAGAGGAGCCGGCGUCGGAGUCGGCUGGCGGCAGUGAAUCUGCAGGCUCACCCAGGCAGCGGCGCUCCAUCAUCCGGGACCGUGGGCCGCUGUACGACGACCCAUCACUGCCCGAGGGCUGGACCCGCAAACUGAAACAGAGGAAGUCUGGACGCUCAGCAGGGAAGUUCGACGUCUACCUGAUCAACUCAGAGGGAAAAGCAUUUCGUUCCAAGGUGGAACUUAUCGCUUACUUUCAGAAGGUCGGCGACACAACCACCGACCCAAAUGACUUUGAUUUUACUGUUACUGGACGUGGAAGCCCCUCACGCCGCGAGAAACGUCCACCUAAGAAACCAAAGGUGGUGAAACCAUCGGGGCGAGGGCGUGGGCGGCCCAAAGGCAGUGGGAAGAUGCGGCAGGCUACAGAGGGCGUGGCCAUGAAGCGUGUGGUUGAGAAAACUCCAGGCAAACUGCUGGUCAAGAUGCCUUUUGGCAAGGCAGAGUCAUCUACUGGCACCACCUCCACUGCCUCAAAGGUCGUGUCUCCUGCACUGGUGCCCAGGUCCCGCCCCGGCAGAAAGAGGAAAUCAGAACAGGAACUUCCGGCCCCAACACAGACCGCCCCCAAGAAACGGGGCAGGAAACCAGCCUCGGCCUCGGCAACAUCACCGGCUGCCACAGCAUCCACCUCCUCGGCAUCGGCCUCCGGUAGCCCCACAGCUGGGAGUUACACUGCAGCUGCCAUUAUAGCUGCUGAAGCCAAACGGAGAGCUGCCAAGGAGUCUUCCACCAAACCUGUCGUCCAGGAAACAGCCCUGCCAAUCAAAAAACGCAAAACGAGAGAGACGGUGGAGGAGAGGGAGAGUGGUCAAACUCCAAUGGCCACAACAACUGAAACUGAGCGAAGGGCUGCUGCAGAGAUGGAGGGAGGUAAAGGCGAGGGAGCUCCGACUGCAGAGCCUCAGCCCGCCCCCUCUGAGCAGGGCCAUUCACAAUCACAGAAGCAGCCCACUGCUUCAGAUGAAAGCCAAUCACAUGGACAGAAAUUGCAUAAAGGGAGGAAGCACAAGGAGAAAACAGGAGUAGCAGGAGAUGGAGGAAGCAGAGUAGAUGAAGCAGAUGAAGAUGUAGGUGACAAAGGUGGAGACGGAGGAGGAAGGAGUAGCAGCAGCAGCAGUAGCAUUAGCCCAUCAAAAAGCCACAAAAGAAAGGACCGGCCGCCUCACAAACAUCACCAUCAUCAUCACCACCACCAUCAUCAUCAUCGCCACCAACAUUCCCCCGCCUCCACACUGGAUCAGCUUGCUCCUCCUCCUCCUGCUCCAGCCUCUGGACACCCAGCACCCUCCAGCCAGUCCAGGCCUGAAGUUGAGCCCGAGGCGGUACCUCAGUUUGCCCCCCAACACUCCCAGCACACCCAGCAAGCUCCUCCCAGACCACAGUCCAAGCCCACGACUCAGUCCCCAUCUGAACCUCGUCAUCCUCCCCCUCAGCCACGCCACCAGCCCCAGCCCCGUCCCCAGCAGCAUACUCAGACUCAGUCUCCCAGUCAGCCCCAAGCCCAGCCUCGAUACCCAGCACCCCAGCCCUCCCCAACCAGGCAUGUGAUACCCCAGCUGCGGCCACAGCAGCCCCCAUCCCAAACCCACAGUCAGCCACAGGUCUCUCCCCAAAAACCUCAGUCACAGUCUGUCCACUCCCCGGCCCAGCACCGAACCCAGCUUCAAGCUCCACAUCCGCCUCAGUCCCCAUCCAUCCUGCACAUUCAUCCACCCCAAACAAGGCAUCCACACCCGCAGGCUCAGUCCCCCACGGCUCUCCAACCUCAAACCCAGCCCAGGCACCCCUCUCAACCUCAAACCCAGCUCAAGCAACAAUCUCAAACCCAGACCCGGCAGUCACUGCAGCCACAGCCCCAAACCAGGGCCCCAGCCCAGCUUCAGACUCAAUCUCAGUCCAGAAUCCCGGCCCAGUCUCAGGCCCAACUGCAGCCCAGAACUCCUUCCCAAAUUCAACCCCAGUCCAGGACCUCAGGCCAGCCUCAAUCUCAACCCCAGCCCAGAACGUCCUCCCAAAUUCAGCCUCAACCCCAGUCCAGGACCUCAGGCCAGCCUCAGUCUCAACCCCAGCCCAGAACCUCUUCACAAAUCCAGCCUCAACCCCAGUCCAGAACCUCAGCCCAGCCUCAACCUCACCUGCAACAAAGACAUCAAGCGCAGCCUCAGCAGCAGACGAGGCAUCCAUCACAACAUCAACAACAGACUCAAUACAGACCACAACCCAGACAAUCUCCCUCCCAGCCGAGGCCACCACAGUCCCAGUCCCAAGCACAACCACACUUCCAGCGGAUUCAAACACAGCCGCGCCCCCAACCCCACCUUCAGCUCACCAGGCCCAAUGUGCAGCACCUUUCAUCCCACCGGCCAUCCCCUAGCCUGUCCAGGACCAAUCUGGUCCCAGCUCAGCAGAACCAGAGCGAACUGCCCCAGGAUCUGAGUACCACACGACCUGGCAGAGGGAGCCUGCUGCCAAGCCGAGAGGCCAGCGUGGAAGGCGUCAGAGCAGAAGGCAGAGGGGAGCCAGUCGUGGCAUCAGAAAGCAGAGAGGUCACAGGAGGCGAUAGAGGGUCAAACAGCACCUCGAGGGCUCCUGGAUCCACAGGAAUAGCUGGGGUCGGACUUGUCCCCGGGGCAGAUAGCAGGGGUCGGCUCCGGGCAGAGCCAGAGGCAGCAGGUGAGGGCAGGGAGCUCAGAGACAUCGUACCCCAGUCUGCCGUCCCCUGCCCCAGCCGAGAAGAAACGGUAGAGUCACGGACGGUCGUCAGCGAAAGAGUCAGCUGAUUGGUCGGCUGAUGGACAGACUGGCUGAUCGGUAGACUGACGGACGGUGUCGGCACCAGGUGGAGGAGGAGUGUGACAGAGCUGCUCGCUGAGGUUUAGUGAUUUUACACUGUUUUCAGAUGGAAGGAGCGCCGUGGACUGUUGCAGCUUCAACUCCGUCUGAUUCUGUCUGGAGACUCUGUAAAGUUCUGGAUGUGGGAGCCGACCUGGCGCUGAGGGACAGCUGAGGGAGGACGGAUUGUGUCUUUUUCUAGGAAAAACAAACAAAAAGGAAAAACGAUAAACAAGUGUGUGUAUAUAUAAUCAAAAGGCAGCUGUUGUGUCCCGCUAGUCUCCGUGGGGAGGGGGGGGAGUAGUUUGGAACUAAAAACCAACGCUUAACAACACAUUACUCUGAACGAAACGUUGCUUCCGGAAUAUAACCUCUUUUUUUAUUUUGUAUUUUGAUAGUUUAUUGUUUUGUCUCUGUUAUACAGCUUUAAACUCUGAUAUUAUCGACUGACGGCCCCUUACUCAUCGUCGUGCUGCUGACUGACAGUCUUUUAUUUAAGUCCUGCUCUUUGUCACUAAAGCUCCUCGUGUUGACUGACAGUCUCUUACUGAAACUGGUCCUGAAGUGAUGUGGGGCGGCGGUUUGCACCUUAAAGUCUUUGGUUUCUUUCUCGUUUUCUCUGAAGCCCCUGAAGAUGAGGGUCAGUCCUGUUUCAUUCCUCUUCCAGACUGCCCCCUGCUGGUAGCCAAUCUGAUGAUAGAGUAGAACUCUACACAGACCUCAUUGUGUAUUUGAAACCCGUUAUCAUAACUGAAGGAGUCCUUGAUUCCUCCUAUCAGACGCUGAAACUAUCAGUUGUUUGAUAAGAAAACCUCAAGUCCUUCUCAGUCUUCUUAUUUCAAACGCAGCCAGUUGUUCUUCCGAGUUAGAGAUUCUUCCACGCUCGUCUUCAUUCAGUCUGUUAGUUUUAGAGUCUUUUUGUUUCCAAAGGAAGCUUUUAAUAUCAAACCAAACCCACUUUUACAGUAGCUUUAUUUUAGUUCUUAGUCUUAAUGAAAGAGUGGGAUAUGGAGUCAUUUUUAUCGUGUCCUCGUGUUGAAUGUCUGGAACAGUUUGCACUCCUCCAGUUUGUACAAUCAGCCGCCUGCAUGUCGCUCAGUGAAGCUGCAGGCCUUCACCCGCAGCAGCAGGUACGCAGAGGUCGACCUCGUCAGGGUUCACUGACGGUCUGCAGGAGUCAAACCCUGAACGAGCUCUGGUUCGGCUUCAUGUGGAGUCAGAUGUGCCGGAGAUGGAGAGACGCAACAGUGAGCAGAAACUUCUGUGAGGCCACAUGUGAGAGCUGAGGGCAGAACAGAACCAGAACAGACGUUCAGAACGUCUGAAAACGCGUUCAAGAAAUUGGUUAUUGUUGUUUAAUGAAAAGGUUCCAGUCUUGUAAAGUUUGUGAUCCUCAUGAAACGUUGCUUCUUUUCAUUUCAGUGUGAUGAGAUUAAGAUUCAGUUUGGCCUGAAUGUAAAGCGUCACCUGUUGGGCCCCGCCCUCUGAAUAAUGUCCGUGUGCCUUGUCAGCGUUCUCAUUGGUCCAAACGAUUGAGGUUUCACCAAUUUUGAUUUUAGUUGAACAGUCCGAUGCUGGACAGAGGUGUCAACUGGACAUUUCUGACUUCACACGUCGGACCUGAGAAUGUUUGUUCAUUUUAAAGCUACAAAUUAAAACGGAGCACUGUCACUUCCUCCUGCUUUAUAGGCUCAUUACAGUGAAGUGAUGUCAUCUCUGAACCUACAGACUGUUCUGCUCGUUCGGACUCAUUACAUCCACAGUACUGAGGAUUAUUGAUCAGAUUUUAGAGCCCCAGCAAUGUUUGACAUUGUGGCUCAGCCCUGUCAUUGAUUUAAAACAGAUAUAAAUCACGUUAGAGAUCAGACCCUCCAUAUGACCCCUCUCAGCUCUCAGUCAUGUGACCUCACGGACACUGUUUGAACACCGCUGCCUCCUCAGCACACCUGACAUCAGUAAUCUUCAGUCUUUGCACCUUGGCGGUCACACAACUCUUCGGGGAAGCUCCAGCACUUUAGCACUGACGUUGGAACAAUGAGCUUUUUGCCCCUCGACCAGAAAAUAAUUAACAAGUGAAUGUCUUCAUCCCGGAUCAAAUUAAUGUGCCUCAUUCUGAACAGUGCUUGUCCACUCACCUGAUGACGUUGCGUCACGGUGACCUCACAAUGGUGACCUCACAAUGGUGACCUCAUACUGGUGACCUCUGCGUACUUGCUGCUCCGCCGGUCUGCUCAGAGCAGUGACCCUGUUAGCAAUCAAACGUCCCUCUGUGAACGGACUCACUCCACAGGACUCGACCCGGCACAAACUACAGUAACCAGCCACCAUAUUGCAUGUUCCAGAGUUUAGUGCCUAUAAUAUUGUGCGUCUUGCCAGAAGCCACCAUGUCAGCCAAGCCAUGUUGUGUUUCUAGACUUAGUAGUGAUGUGUGUGGUGACUUCAUAGUUGCUAAUAUUGAGGAUGAAUAUUCUGCUUUUACUCUGGUUGGAAUUCAGUGGAAACUCCAAUACACUGUCGCUGUAGACAAAACUAGUUUUUACCUGUUUUCUUAUUUUUCUUUCUAACUAAAAGCGUUUGUUGUCCCUGA